CUGUCCUUAUCCAGCCCGUGACAUCUGCUGCAUUCGCUGCCUCACUUUGUACAGGCAGACAGUCCUUCUGGCACGUCCCAUCACCAGAUCCAUCAGCGACUGUUCCCCUCUACAUCUCCGUUUGUCGCAAACUCACCCCACAGCAGCCAGAGAAGAUGGGCUCGGUCAAUACACCCAGCGGUAGCAGCAGUACCAGCUGCCCCGCCCUACGCGAUGCCUGGGCUGCCAACACGCUCGAAAAGGCAGAGGCCUUGAUCAAGGCCAACUCCGCCAGCAGUACCGGAACCGCAGGCCUCGUCAUGCACAAUUUCGUCGGCGGCAGCUACGUGCCCUCGGAAAACCACAUCGACUCGGUUAACCCCAAGACCGGCCAGGUCUUUGCCCAAGUGCCCGUCGCCAGUGCAGACCAGGUCGAGCAGGCGCUUCAGACAGCCACCCAGGCCUUCAAGACGUGGAAGAAGACGACGGCAGCAGCGCGGUCAGCAUACCUGCGCCGUGUUGCGCAGCUGAUCCAGGACAAUCACGAGCUGUUCGCCGUGUGGGAGAGCAUAGACCAGGGCAAGACGCUCGCGCGGGCGCGGGUCGAGGUCGAUCGGGCCAUCUCCAACUUCAACUACUUCUCCACCUUCAUCCUCCACCAGUCCACAUCCGCCCGCAUGAUCGACAAUGUCGCAUUGACAUAUGAGCACCGGUCUCCAGCGGGUGUCUUUGCCCUCAUCUCGCCAUGGAAUAUGCCCUUGUACCUCCUCACCUGGAAGAUUGCGCCUUGCCUGGCGUUUGGUUGCACCGCCGUCGCCAAGCCCAGCGAAGUCACAUCCAUGUCGGCCUUCCUCCUCGCCGAGGUCCUGCGACUGGCUGAGAUCCCUGCAGGCGUCAUCAACAUCGUGUUCGGCGACGGUCCUACCACUGGUUCGGCGCUCGUGCGUAGUCCACUUGUCCACGGUGUCAGCUUCACCGGCGGCACGGCGACAGGCAUCAGGAUCAGGCGAGACACCGCGGACCAGAUAUACAAGCACCUCUCGCUCGAGCUGGGCGGCAAAAACCCCACCCUCGUCUUUGACGACGUCGACCUUGACAAGGCCGUCGAGACGGCCGCCACCGCGGCAUUCGAGAACCAGGGAGAGAUCUGCCUCUGCGGGUCCAGGGUAUACGUGCAGUCAGGCAUCUACGACGAGUUCGUGAGUCGCUUCGAGAAGUUUGUCAGAGACAACUUCAAGUGCGGCGAGCGUGUUGGCGCGGUUGUGUCGAGUCCGCACUAUGCCAAGAUCAGAUCGUACCUGGAGCUCGCGGAGCAGGAGAAGGCGACUUUCGUUACUGGCUCAAUACCUCCCGCGGACCCGAAGAACGGGCUGUGGAUCGACCCUGUGGUGCUGACGGGCGUGUCGACCAAGUCCGCCGUCAUGCGCGAGGAGAUAUUUGGCCCCGUGGUCACCAUUGCCAAGUUCGACACCGAGGAGGAGGCGAUCGAGCUGGCAAACGACAACCCCAACGGCCUUGCGGCAGUGCUGUUGACCAAGGACGCCGCGAGGAUCAGGAGGGUCGGCGAGCAGAUCGAGGCCGGCCUGGUGUGGGUGAACUGCUGGCUCGUCAGGGAGCUCGGCACGCCGUUUGGCGGCAUGAAGAACUCGGGCACGGGCAGGGAGGGUGGCGAGUACAGCCGCGAGGUAUUCACUGUUGUACGGACAUUGCAUAUUCCGAUGUAGUUGGUUCUGGUCAGUUAUCGAAAUAUAGCGUGCAUGAGUUUUCUCGUA
Molecule: messenger RNA, 1751 nt
Organism: Microdochium trichocladiopsis
Lineage: Eukaryota; Fungi; Ascomycota; Sordariomycetes; Xylariales; Microdochiaceae
Product: aldehyde dehydrogenase domain-containing protein
Exons: 2
Coding region: 156-1703 (515 amino acids)
Molecular function (GO): oxidoreductase activity, acting on the aldehyde or oxo group of donors, NAD or NADP as acceptor
Source: RefSeq, a predicted model, not a curated record